This is a messenger RNA of Punica granatum (pomegranate), 1572 nucleotides long. The record is from RefSeq and is a predicted model, not a curated record. Lineage: Eukaryota; Viridiplantae; Streptophyta; Magnoliopsida; Myrtales; Lythraceae.
CAUCCUUAACCAACCCCCGACAUUUUCCUAAUGACAGUGAAAAUGGAAGUGAAGUCCCAGAAACCCUAAAUUCCUCCCCAUUCGGUGACUGUGCUGGGCAUCACCGUCGCCAUCAUCGCUCCCCUCAAAGCGAGGUUCCCUUUUCCCCUCUGCUUUUCCUUUUCUCAUCGUCUUCCCUUUCCUUCAACCCGGACUGGAAAAUAUCUCCUUUCCUCGACACCCAGGAAGAAAGUUCCUCUUAAGGAGUAGGAAAUGGCGGACGGGGCGGCGAUCAACGGCGUCGAAGAACAGAACGUGGAGGAUUUCUUCGACACCGACAACGAUGCCAAGGUAAAUGAACUGACCCGGAAGCUCAAGUCCUUAGAACUCGAGAAGGCCGAUUUGGUGCGCGGCAGCGAUGAGAGCAAGGAGAGGAUCGGGGAGCUGUUGGCCGAGAUUGAGAAGCUGAAGAGCGAUGGGGCAGUGUCGAGGGAGAAGCUCGAGAGGAUGGAGAGAGAGGUUGAGUCGGCUGAGGAGAGUGAGAGGGCGAUGGAGUCUAUCUUGAAGAGAGCCAUGGAGCUGGAGACUGAGGUGUCGAGGUUGCAGCAUGAUUUGAUUACUGCGAUGAGCGAGAGCGAGGAGGCUAAUAAGGAGGUGGCUGAGCUGAAGACGGUGGUGGAAGAGAAGGGGCAGAGGGUGGACGGGUUGGAGAGAGAGGUGGAGAAUCUGAAGACGGCGAAGACUGAGAGUGAGAUGAAGGUGAGGGACUUCGAGAGGAAGAUUGGGGUUCUUGAGGUGAGGGAGAUCGAGGGGAAGAGCGAGAAGUUGAGGGUUGAGAGGGAGUUGAAGGAGAAGAUCGGGGAGAAGGAGAAAGAGAUCGGUGAAUUGAAGAACACCAUUGAGAGCUUGAAGACAGUCGUUAAGAGGGAAGCUUUGGAGGUAGAGAAGUGGAAGAAAGAGAAGAGCAGCGUGGAGGAAGCAUUGAGGGAGUCAGAGAAGAAGGCGAAGGAGAUGGAAUUGAAGCUAGUUGAUCUGCAGGGAGAGUUGGAGCAGGCAGGGAAGGUCAUUACCGAGUUGAAGGAGAAGGCAGUGGAGACCAUUAAUGGGACCAUAAAUGGGCUUAGGGGGAUCGGCGAUGUGGGUAAUAAGGGAUUGAAGGCGCAGUGGCCGUUACUGGCGGUUGGGUCCACUGGAGCAGUUGCUGUAGCGGCUGCGAUGGUUUAUAUUAUCUAUGCUAGGCAUGCUAGGAAUUAGAAAGUUGCCUUAGCAUGAAGAAAGUUGAGAGAGAUCAGUUUGCUCGUCAGAAAAAGAGUUUAUCGGUUAAUAAGUAACGGAUGUUUCGAUUUUGUUAGGUGCUACGGUUUUGCUUGGCUUUGUUUUUGAGCCUACAAGUUAGUUUACUAUUGAUUUGGUACUUAUUCUGCAUUUUGUUUGUUGACACCAGAUAUGGUCUGUCCAGAAACUGAAUUACUCAAUAUUUGAAAACGAGUAACUACACCAGUGCAGUGCUUUAAAUAGUUCGCUCUUUUCGUAGUCGGAUGGUUGUCAGCUGUUGUCAAUCCUAUGAUAUUGGAAAAAGAGUAUUCCCUGGUA